UCUUUCUCGCUUUGUAUUUCUGCCCCUGGAAGCUACCGAGGAGCUGUUUAUUUACAGGCAGCGGGGGAUAUAGGAAGACAAACAAGAAUAUGUAGAAUAUAACCUCCUAUUGUCUGUUACCAAAGCCUGUGAAGAGACGUGUCUUGUGUUAUCGGCAGACACCGGGCCUGCAUCUCCAUCAUUUAAACAACCUGCUGCCAACCUGAGCUAGCCUGAGCUAAGUUAGUCAUAUUAUUGACGUUGUCAGCCGUUUCUAGUAGUCGGACCGGGCCUCAUGAUUGAAUGACAGUUGUUGGCCUUUAACCUAUAACGGUGUGAUGUCCGUAUGCAUGCCUGGUGUUUGACAUUAGCGUAAGAACCACCCAGGAGAAUGAAUGCAGAGGAAGUGGAGCUGCUCAGCGACUCCAAGUACAGGAACUAUGUUGCAGCAGUGGACAAAGCCCUCAAGAACUUUGAGUACUCCAGUGAAUGGGCUGACCUCAUCUCUGCCCUGGGCAAACUCAACAAGGUUUUGCAGAACAACGCAAAAUAUCAGGUGGUUCCUAAGAAGCUGACGAUAGGCAAACGGCUGGCCCAAUGCCUCCACCCUGCCCUGCCCAGCGGAGUCCACCGUAAGGCUUUGGAAACCUAUGAGAUCAUCUUCAAGAUAAUUGGAUCCAAGCGGCUGGCCAAAGACCUCUUUCUUUAUAGCUCUGGACUCUUCCCUUUACUCUCCAAUGCCGCCAUGUCUGUUAAGCCUGUUCUGCUGGGGCUCUAUGAGAUGUACUACCUGCCCCUGGGGAAGACACUGAAACCAGGUCUGCAGGGGCUCCUCACUGGGGUUCUGCCUGGACUAGAGGAGGGCUCCGAGUAUUAUGACAGAACAAACACCCUGUUGGAGAAGGUGGCUGCAGCGGUGGAGCAGUCAGCGUUCUACAGUGCCUUGUGGGGCAGCAUCCUGACCAGCCCUGCUGUGCGUCUCCCUGGGGUUUCCUUCGUCCUGCUUCACCUCAACCGCAAGCUCUCUAUGGAGGACCAGCUCUACGUCAUGGGCAGCGACAUCGAGCUCAUGGUGGAGGCGGUCAGUACCUCAGUCCAGGACUCAAGUGUGUUGGUCCAGAGGAGCACGCUGGACCUGAUCCUUUUCUGCUUCCCCUUCCACAUGAGCCAGGCGACUCGCCCCGACAUGAUCCGGAUCCUGUCAGCGGCUCUGCACGUGGUUUUGAGACGAGACAUGUCCCUCAACCGCAGACUCUACGCCUGGCUGCUGGGCUUCGACAACAACGGGGUAAUGAUAGGCCCCCGCAGCACACGGCAGAGCAAUCCAGAGGAGUACGCCAGCCACUACUUCAACACCUUCUCUAAAGACAUGCUGGUCCAGGCAAUGGUGGGGAUCUUGCAGGGCAAAGCACGAGGCGGGGAAGAGGAGAGCAUCCUCAUGCAUGACCUCAAGCCGUUUCGCAUCCUCAUCAGUCUGCUGGACAAACCAGAGCUUGGUCCAGCAAUCCUAGAGGAUGUACUGAUCGAGGUGUUUCGGACUCUACACACACAGUGCCGAACAGAGUUGGACCUCCAAAACCAGAGUCCAUUCAGCAAGGACCACACACACCUCAGCAGUAAACUACGAGAGAACAAGAAAACAGCAGAACUGAUCAAAACCGCCAAUCUCCUGUUCAACUCCUUUGAGCCGUACUACAUGUGGGACUACAUCGCUCGCUGGUUUGAGGAGUGCUGCAGGAGGGCUGUGAACGUCAGCACACGUGCCCCACGGCAUUCUGGGAGCUCAUAUCCUGCUGACCUGUCACUGGUGGAAUUCUGUCAGCUAGUUGAUUUCCUGCUGGAUAUUGUUUCCUUGCCUACUAGAAGCAUGAGGGUAAUCUGCCAGGAGACGUACAUCGAGAUCCAGACGGAGCAUCUUCCUCAGCUGUUGCUGCGCAUGGUGGCGGCUCUGACGGGUCACCUGCAGGCCCUGGGUCUCGGGGAGCUCACGCAUUGCCUCCGUCUCUGCUCCAAGAUCCUCAGCAAAGUGCAGCCCCCGCUGGUGUCACCUCUGGCCCUGCCCUCAGGCCCCCAGACUCAGAGCCUGUCCAACUCAGCAAGGGAGAAGACAAGAGACAAGGAGGACAAACGGCCUCUCCCUGCUACUCUGGAGGUGCCCGGCAGCGGGGAGGUGUUCGAGGAUGGGGAAAAUCCUCCCAGCAGUCGCUCCUCUGAAAGCGGCUUCACAGACUUCGUCCAGUACCAGGGCGAUGGCCCCGAAGAGACGGAGCGAACACCUCAUCCGCACCCAGCUCUCAAAACAGGCCGCCGCUCCUCGGGCCCGUCUCAGACAAAACCUCUGGACAAACCGGUCAUGCAGUGCUGCCUGGAGCACUUCCAGCAGUUUCUCUCCCGCCUCAUCACCUUGUAUAUUAUCCCCGGGCAGGAGAACAAAGUUGAGGCGUUAAGAGGGGAGGUGGUGCAGUCGGGGACUCUGGUUUCAGAGGCCUCACAACAUAGUGAACAUAUGGAGCAGACAGAGUCAUGUUCAGGAUCUGGGCUGGUCCAGAGAGAGCGUAUUGCUGCCUUCACUGCAGCCUGCCAGCUUUUCCUAGAAUGCUCUAGUUUUCCAGUCUACAUCGCAGAGGGUAACCUGAAGGCCUCACCCCCACAAGAAGAACAGUUUGACAGCGAGCAGGUCCGUCUGCCAGUAUGGCUGCAGACACUGAUGGAUGCCUGCUGCCUGGCCAGUGACUUUUGUCUGCAGGGUGUGGCCAUUUCCCUACUUAUGGACCUAGUGGGACUUACCCAGUCCGUUGCUAUGGUGACCGCUGAGAGCGUGGCAUCCGCUGGCAGCUCCGAGUCUGCCCAGACCAUGAGCCCCAGCCAAGGUCGAGUGUCUGUUGUCAUCAGGCCCCCGCUCACUCAGGGAAUCUUAAAGCACAUCGCUGACAAGACAGACUUCUUCAAGAGUGUGGCUCUGAUCUUGUGGGACCAGCUGAGUGAAGGAACACCCCAGCACCAUCAGCGCAGCGUGGAGCUCUUCUACCAGCUCCACAACCUGGUGCCUUCCUCCAGCAUCUGCGAGGAUGUCAUCAGCCAGCAAUUAAUGCACAGGGACAAGAGAAUUCGGCUGGAAGCCCACGUGAAGUUCUCCGUGCUGUGGCAUUUGACACGAGAUUUGAACAUCACCAAGUCUUCUCCUUUUAAUCGCACCUUUGAUAGAUCGCUCUUCAUCAUGUUAGACAGUCUGAGUUAUUGGGAUCCAUGUAACAGCGCUGUUGGUCGGGCUUGGCUAAAUCAGGUCCUUCAGAGACAUGACAUUGCACGGGUCCUAGAGCCUCUCCUCCUCCUUCUGCUACACCCAAAGACCCACAGAGUUUCCAUUCAGAGAGUACAGGCCCAGCGUCACUGGGCCCAGGUCUUUCCUGACCCACCUGACCUGGAACCAUCAGAACCCAUGUACACUAGGGACUCUGGCUUCUCAGACAACUUCAGUCACAUCCAAGCACACAGGGUGGCACCAGAGGAGCUCCGUGGUCUCGCAGUGGGAGAUAUGGAGCCGUUCUGUCUUACUGUCAACCCACUGAGUGACAGCCUGUCCUUACUGAGCCUGAGCAGUGAGAACUUACAACUAGCUGGUGAAUAUCAGCCUGCUGACCAACAGGGGGAGCCCCAGAGCUCUGAAUCUAGUGGUUCUCAUUCAUCGACAGUAGAAAACGGCAGCUUUGAGGAGCAAGAAGGUGUCAACGGUGUAGUCAAUGGCUCAGACCAGCAGAAUAGUUCCUCAGUUGACCAUUCUGAUGACUCUAUAGAGGAGGCUGUGUCCUCUGUUAUGAAAGAGCUGAUAGAGAGGGUUGAACGUUUAGUAGAUGAGGGGUCUCUAGAAGCCCCAUUUCCACUUGAAAUCUGGCCUCAGACAGACACAGACAGUACAUCCUCAGAUACCUCCAACGGUGUCCGUCUUGACAACGGCCCACCUCACGGAUCCAAUCACCAGACUCUGCCGGAGAUGUUAGCUGAAGGCACGCUGGAGUUCCUUAAUGUCAUGCCAGCUGAUUUAGCAGCAGAGGAUCAGCACAGAGAGGGUAUCACCCGUCAUAGUUCAUCACCCUCCAUUGUCACGUUGCCAGACAGCUCGGACCCAGCCACCCCAGACCACAGCCUGCAGGUGGAUGACCCUCAGGCCCGCAAACGUAGCCAUAGCAGCACCCAGCUCAGCCUUAAAGGCAAGAUCAUGGAGAAGUUGGCCGACAAAUCUCCAGGGGCCAAGCCCAAGACCAAGAAGUCAAAGAGGAAAGAGGAGGAGAGGCAGAGAAAGGCAAACCAGUCCGAAAAACUGCAGCCACCCAGUAUUUUCUUUGGGGACAGUCUGGAUCUAGAAAACUGGUACAGCUGUGGGGAAGGUGAGGUAUCUGAGAUUGAAAGUGACACUGGUUCACCCAGCGGGGCUGCUAGUGGAAACAUCGGGGGUGUCAACGUCACAGGACGCAGAUCCUCCUCUGCCCCUCCUCGAUUUAACAUCCAUCCUCUUUAUCAACAUGUCCUGCUCUACCUCCAACUGUAUGACUCCUCCCGGGCCCUGCACGCCCUGUCAGCCAUCGCAGCCAUGCUCCGAUCCACUCCCUCAGGGUUUGUAAGUGCCAUUUCCACAACCAGCAUCAACAACACCUACACUCCACAGCUCUCAUUGCUCCAAAACCUCCUAGCCCGUCACAGGAUCUCAGUCAUGGGUAAAGAUUUCUACUGCCCCAUCCCCCAGGACUCCCACUCCCACACAUUCCGCAGCGCCAUGUACCUGGAGAUCAUCAUCUCACUCUGUCUCUACUUCCUAAGAAGCUAUUACUCUGCCCACGUGGCAGCGGGCCCUCAGGACUUGGCAGGGAACCGGGCCAUGCAGCUGACCAGUGUGGAGGUCUUAACUCUCCUCUUCAGCGAGCUCGGCAAAGUCACUGGCGGCUCAGCAAAGGGCUUUGCUAGUUUUAUCAGUGACGUCCUGUCAAAGUGCAAAGUUCAGAAGGUUGUUCUCCACUGCCUGCUCUCUUCUAUAUUCAGUGCCCAGAAAUGGCACGAGCAGCGGGUGGCAGGGGUCAACAUGGCCACGGUGGAGGAGGGUCUAUCAGAGGACAGUGUUAUCAACCUGUCAGAGGACCAGAUUGACAGCUGUAGCGCGGUCCAGUCCCAGUUGCUAAGACUUCUUCAGAGCUUAGUCGUACUGGAGCACAAAGUCCUGGUUCCUGCUGAAGAAGGUGGAGAAGGAGUACCUGUGGGGGCAGCAGCAGGAGGUGGAGGGACAGGAGGCGUCACAGGCGCAGGGUUCGAGAUCCUGGGUGGAGAAGUGGAGCACGUCAACCCUCAGCAGCCAAUGACAUCGCUGCAGUACCUCCACGGACAGCCUAUCACAGCGCAGGGUAUGUUCCUGUGUGCAGUGAUCAGGGCGCUUCAUCAACACCACGCGUGUAAAAUGCACCCACAGUGGAUCGGACUCAUCACGUCCACGCUGCCCUACAUGGGCAGAGUGCUGAGGAGGGUGGUGGCCUCAGUCACUCUGCAGCUGUGUAGGAACCUGGACAAUCUUCUUCAUCAGUACCUCUAUGAGAUCGGGAUAACUGAGACCAGACCCCAGUGGAUGGCUCUCUGUAUCCCUCCUGACCUAAUUCUGACAGUGCUGGAGGGGGUGACCGCCAUCAUCCAUUACUGCCUGCUGGACCCCACUUCCCAGUAUCACCAGUUACAAGUGAGUGUUGACCAGAAGCACCUGGCUGAGGCUCGUUCGGGCAUCCUGUCCAUCCUCCACACCAUCAUGUCCUCUGUCACACUGUUGUGGAGUGUUCUGCACCAGGCCGACAACUCUGACAAACCGGCGGCUGCCUCUGCUGCUUCCACUUCCAACAUCAAUCUGGGCUCUACUAAGAACCUCCGUCAGCAAAUCCUGGAGCUGCUCGGUCCAAUCUCCAUGAAUCAUGGUGCUCACUUCAUGGCAGCAAUUGCCUACGUUUGGAAUGAGAGGAAGCAGGUGAAGACUCCAGUCAGAAACAAGGUGAUCCCGUUAGCCAGUGAAGAGCAGCUGCUGCUGGUUGAGCUGGUUCGUUCGGUGAGUGCCAUGCGCACCGAGACGGUCAUGCAGACAGUCAAAGAGGUUCUGAAGCAGCCUCCUGCCAUCGCAAAGGACAAGAAACACCUGUCUUUGGAGGUCUGUAUGCUCCAGUUCUUCUAUGCAUAUGUCCAGAGGAUCCCUGUUUCCAGUUUAGUUGACAGCUGGCCAUCUCUGCUGGCACUGCUGAAGGACUCGGUACAGUUAGGCCUCCCUGCCCCUGGACAGUUUCUUAUACUGGGAGUUCUGAAUGAGUUCAUUUUGAAGAACCCCAAUCUGGAGAGUAAGAAGGACCAGCGAGAGCUGCAGGAUGUGACUCAUAAGGUGGUGGAAGCUAUUGGAACAAUAGCAGGCUCCUCUCUGGAACAAACCACGUGGCUGAGGAGGAACCUGGAGGUGAAGGCAUCUCCUCAGAUAGUUGUGGAUGGAACCAACCUGGAAACUGAUGUAGAAGAUUUAAUGCUCACAGUAAUGGAGGCCUCCAGCUUCACUCCAUCAGUGUACAGCGUUCACGCCCUCACACUGUUGGCCGAGGUGCUGGCUCAUCUGUUGGACAUGGUGUUCUACAGUGACGAGAAGGAGAGGGUCAUACCACUGCUGGUUAAUAUUAUGCACUAUGUAGUGCCCUACCUCCGCAACCACAGUGCUCACAACGCCCCCAGCUACCGGGCCUGCAUCCAGCUACUGAGCAGCUUAAGCGGGUACCAGUAUACCCGCCGUGCCUGGAAGAAGGAGGCCUUCGACCUCUUCAUGGACCACACCUUUUUCCAGAUGGACUCCUCCUGCGUCAGCCACUGGAGAGCCAUCAUUGACCACUUGAUGACUCAUGACAAGACCACAUUCAGAGACCUCAUGACUCGGGUGGCUGUAGCUCAGAGCAGCUCUCUGAGUCUGUUCACCAACAGAGACGCUGAGCUGGAGCAGAGAGCCAUGUUGCUCAAACGCCUGGCCUUCACCAUCUACAGCAGUGAAGUGGAUCAAUAUCAGAAAUACCUACCAGACAUACAAGAGCGUCUGGUAGAGAGCCUGCGUCUGCCUCAGGUGCCCAUACUUCAUGCUCAAGUGUUCCUGUUCUUCAGAGUGCUGCUGCUGCGCAUGUCACCUCAACACCUCACCUCACUGUGGCCCACCAUGAUCACCGAACUGGUCCAGGUGUUUCUACUGAUGGAGCAGGAGCUAACAGCAGAUGAGGACAUAUCAAGGACAUCAGGGCCAUCUGUGGCCGGGUUGGAGACCACAUAUUCUGGAGGGAACGGCUUUUCAACCUCCUACAACAGCCAACGCUGGCUCAACCUUUAUUUGUCUGCCUGCAAGCUCCUGGACCUGGCCUUGGCGCUGCCUCCUGAGAGCCUCCCUCAGUUCCAGAUGUAUCGCUGGGCCUUCAUCCCAGAGGCUUCAGAUGAUUCAGGACUGGAAGUGAGACGUCAGGGAACCCAUCAGAGAGAGUUUAAACCCUACGUGGUCCGACUGGCCAAGCUGCUGAGGAAACGAGCCAAGAAAAAUCCAGAGGAGGACUGCUCCACCAGAACCCUGUCGUGGGAGCCAGGUCACCUAAUGCUGACCCUCUAUGUGAUCCGCAGCAUGGAGCAGCUGCUACCCUUCUUCAACCUGCUCAGCCAGGUCUUCAACAGCAAGGCCAGCAGCCGCACAGGUCCCGCCUACACCAACAACCCCGCAGACGCCUCCUUCCCCGGCCACAAGGAGGGCCACAAGCUGGAGAGCCAGAAAGUGUUCUGGAGCCGAGCUCGACAGAACAUCGAGGAGAUGGUGGAAAAAGACUUUCUAGAGGGACUUAUCAAGACGUGAAAACACAACACUGGAUUAACAGAUAACUGAUCAACACUAGUGAAACACCUCAACUUGUAUAUGAAAAAAACAAGGGAAUACAAAUGGGGGAAAAAUAGUUUGUACAUUUUUUGUAUUUAUAAUUAUUAUUUUACUUUUCAAAAGCUAUUGUAUUUAAUUUUAAUUAUUUGUAUAUAUGGAGCAGCUUUGAUGACUGACUUUUAACAUUUCAUGUGAGUCCUGUGGGACAAAGUGAAGAUGCUGUGCCAUUCCAUAUCGAUGUGACUUAAUAAAGAUUUCUAAUGAGAGGGUUGCUCAGGCUAUGUCACAUUCAUAGUGGGCUUCAAACUGGGUUUACAUGAAGUCAUUCAUUGUAUUUGUAGUAUUGUUUUAGGUCACAGCAGGUAGCAGUUUGAAGUUUAAACGCUCUGAUAAAGCUGAGUCAGCCAGUAUUGCAACA
Messenger RNA from Scomber japonicus (chub mackerel), 8297 nucleotides. It is a transcript of the gene dop1a, whose product is annotated as DOP1 leucine zipper like protein A. Gene Ontology annotation, cellular component: trans-Golgi network; endosome. The coding region runs from base 371 to 7858 and encodes 2495 amino acids. NCBI's taxonomy places the organism in Eukaryota, Metazoa, Chordata, Actinopteri, Scombriformes, Scombridae. Gene Ontology annotation, biological process: Golgi to endosome transport. The transcript has 38 exons. The record is from RefSeq and is a predicted model, not a curated record.